Molecule: messenger RNA, 558 nt
Organism: Limanda limanda (common dab)
Lineage: Eukaryota; Metazoa; Chordata; Actinopteri; Pleuronectiformes; Pleuronectidae
Exons: 2
Coding region: 1-558 (185 amino acids)
Cellular component (GO): endoplasmic reticulum
Molecular function (GO): misfolded protein binding; protein-folding chaperone binding
Source: RefSeq, a predicted model, not a curated record
AUGGCCGUGCAAGGUGUCUACCACCACCGGGGGAGGAUUCAAGCCUGCGUGGUCCUGCUGCUCUGUUUAUCUGCAGUCGCCUUCUCUGAGAAGGGCCGAAGUUACUAUGACACCCUCAGUGUGGAGCCGACAGCAGCCGACGGUCAGAUAAAGAAGGCUUUCCGCAAACUGGCGUUAAAGUACCACCCUGAUAAGAGCAAGACUGCAGAUGCAGAGAAGACGUUCAGAGAGAUUGUGGAAGCCUACACCGUGCUCUCCAACAAGGAGAAGAGGAGACUCUACGACAGGCUGGGCCAUGAGAUGUAUCUGGAGAAUCAGGUGUUUACUGACGCUGAGGAUGACACAGGUGCACACUUCAGUUUCUCCGACUCCUUCCAUGACUUCCAUGGUAGUCCCUUUGGGGAGGAGGAGCCCCAGUUCAUCUGGACCUUUCCUCGGGACUGGGAGGACGAGGGUGGUCCAUUUGAACGUCCCAGCUUUGAGGGACCUGCAGGCUUCAAUUUUUUAUUCGAGGAUAUGGAUGAAAAUGAGGAGGACGACUACUACUAUGUAGUCUGA